Lotus japonicus is the source of this 381-nucleotide messenger RNA. RefSeq names its product late embryogenesis abundant protein 18. The transcript is spliced from 2 exons. The record is from RefSeq and is a predicted model, not a curated record. Gene Ontology annotation, biological process: embryo development ending in seed dormancy. Bases 1 to 381 code for a protein of 126 amino acids. Lineage: Eukaryota; Viridiplantae; Streptophyta; Magnoliopsida; Fabales; Fabaceae.
AUGCAAUCUGCAAAGGAGAAGCUGAAAAACACAGCCAGUGCUGCCAAGGAGCACGUCGACAUCUAUAAAGCCAAACUAGAUGAGAAGGCAGAGAAAGCAACGGCAAGAACAAAGGAAGAGAAAGUGAUAGCCCAUGAGCGUGCAAAGGCCAAGGAAGCCAAAGCAAAGAUGGAGCUGCAUGAGGCUAAAGCCCGGCACGCGGCGGAGAAGCUAAGCGCAGACCACCCACAUAACUAUAGGAAUCACCACCCCACGGUGGCUGGAACUGAGUACCAAGGCCACCAGCAGCAGCCACUUGGUUUGGUUCCUAAUCCCGUAGCCACUCACUCAACCUAUCCACUAGGACUAGGAGGAAACCAUCUCACCAACAAGCACUUUUAG